Symphalangus syndactylus (siamang) is the source of this 2639-nucleotide messenger RNA. It is a transcript of the gene RLBP1, whose product is annotated as retinaldehyde binding protein 1. The record is from RefSeq and is a predicted model, not a curated record. Gene Ontology annotation, cellular component: membrane. Gene Ontology annotation, molecular function: phosphatidylinositol bisphosphate binding. NCBI's taxonomy places the organism in Eukaryota, Metazoa, Chordata, Mammalia, Primates, Hylobatidae.
CAUUGCAGAAAUCAUAUGGUUUUCAUGACAGUUCUUUUUGGUAGGUACUGUUAUUAUCCUCAGUUUACAGAUGAGGAAACUGAGACCCAGAAAGGUUAAAUAACUCGCUAGGGUCACAGAAGUCAUCACUGACAAAGCCUGUUUCAAACCCAGGUCUCCCUGACCUUUAAGGUUUCUAUGACGCCAGCUCUCCUAGGGAGUUUGCCUGCAGAUGUCUUGGCUCUAGGUGUCAAAAAAAGACUUGGUGUCAGGCAGGCAUAGGUUCAAGUCCCAGCUCUGUCACUUACCAACUGUGACUAGGUGAUUGAACUGGCCAUGGAACCUGGUCACAGGUAGGAGCAGGAUGGUGAAGGGUUCUUGAAGGCACUUAGGCAGGACAUUUAGGCAGGAGAGAAAACCCAGAAACAGAAGAGCUGUCUCCAAAAAUACCCAGUGGGGAAGCAGGUUGUCAUGUGGGCCAUGAAUGGGGUCUGUUCUGGUAACCAAGCAUUGCUUAUGUGUCCAUUACAUUUCAUAACCCUUCCAUCCUACUUUACAGCGAACAACCAAGACUGAGGUUAAAUCACACAGCCUGCAUGUGGAAGAGAAGAACUUGAACCCAGGUCCAACUUUUGCGCCACAGCAGGCUGCCUCUUGGUCCUGACAGGAAGUCACAACUUGGGUCUGAGUCCUGAUCCCUGGCUAAUUUUUGGCUGUGUUACCUUGGACAAGUCAAUUAUUCCUCCUCCUCUGUUUCCUCCUAUGUAAAAUGGAAAUAAUAAUGCCGACCCUGGGUCUGAGAGAGUGGAUUUGAAAGUACUUAGUGCAUCACAAAGCACAGAACACACUUCCAGUCUCGUGAUUAUGUACUUAUGUAACUGGUCAUCACCCAUCUUGAGAAUGAAAGCAUUGGGGAAAGGGCCAUCCACUAGGCUGCGAAGUUUCUGAGGGACCCCUUUGGGCUGGAGAAGGAUGACCACAGGAGGGAGGAGAGAUUGCCUUAUCCUGCAGUGAUCAUGUCAUUGAGAAUAGAGCCAGAUUCUUUUUUUCCUGGCAGGGCCAACUUAUCUUAACAUCUAAGGACUGAGCUAUUUGUGUCUGUGCCCUUUGUCCAAGCAGUGUUUCCCAAAGUGUAGCCCGAGAACCAUCUCCCUCAGAGCCACCAGGAAGUGCUUUAAAUUGCAGGUUCCUAGGCCCCAGCCUGCACCUCCAGAGUCAGAAUCAUGGAGGUUGGGGCCCAGGCACCUGCAUUUCUAACAAAUGCCUCGGGUGAUUCUGAUGCAAUUGAAAGUUUGAGAUCCACUGUUCUAAGACAAUAACAGAAUGGUUUUUCUAACCCCUGCAGCCCUGACUUCCUAUCCUAGGGAAGGGGCCGACUGGAGAGGCCAGGACAGAGAAAGCAGAUCCCUUCUUUUUCUGAGGACUCUGUGUCUUCCAUAGGCAAUAUGUCAGAAGGGGCCAAGGAUGAGCUGAACGAGAGAGAGGAGACCCGGGAGGAGGCAGUGCGAGAGCUGCAGGAGAUGGUGCAGGCGCAGGCGGCCUCGGGGGAGGAGCUGGCCGUGGCCGUGGCGGAGAGGGUGCAAGAGAAGGACAGCGGCUUCUUCCUGCGCUUCAUCCGCGCACGGAAGUUCAACGUGGGCCGUGCCUAUGAGCUGCUCAGAGGCUAUGUGAAUUUCCGGCUGCAGUACCCUGAGCUCUUUGACAGCCUGUCCCCAGAGGCUGUCCGCUGCACCAUUGAAGCUGGCUACCCUGGUGUCCUCUCUAGUCGGGACAAGUAUGGCCGAGUGGUCAUGCUCUUCAACAUUGAGAACUGGCAAAGUCAAGAAAUCACCUUCGAUGAGAUCUUGCAGGCAUAUUGCUUCAUCCUGGAGAAGCUGCUGGAGAAUGAGGAAACUCAAAUUAAUGGCUUCUGCAUCAUUGAGAACUUCAAGGGCUUUACCAUGCAGCAGGCUGCUAGUCUCCGGACUUCAGAUCUCAGGAAGAUGGUGGACAUGCUCCAGGAUUCCUUCCCAGCCCGGUUCAAAGCCAUCCACUUCAUCCACCAGCCAUGGUACUUCACCACGACCUACAAUGUGGUCAAGCCCUUCUUGAAGAGCAAGCUGCUUGAGAGGGUCUUUGUCCAUGGGGAUGACCUCUCUGGUUUCUACCAGGAGAUUGAUGAGAACAUCCUGCCCUCUGACUUCGGGGGCACGCUGCCCAAGUAUGAUGGCAAGGCUGUUGCUGAGCAGCUCUUUGGCCCCCGGGCCCAAGCUGAGAACACAGCCUUCUGAAAACAUCUCCUGCCAGCUGAACUGUAGUUAGAAUCCCUGGGCCUCUCCUCAACUGUCCUGGAUCCAAGGCUAGGAAAGGGCUGCUUGAGAUGACUGUGGUCCCCCCUUAGACUCCCUAAGCCCGAGUGAGCUCAGGUGUCACCCUGUUCUCAAGUUGGGGGAUGGGGAAUAAAGGAGGGGGAAUUCCCUUGAACAAGAAGAACUGGGGAUAGUUAUAUUUCCACCUGCCCUUGAAGCUUUAAGACAGUGAUUUUUGUGUGAGGUUGUAUUUCAAAGACUCGAAUUCAUUUUCUCAAUCAUUUCCUUUGUAACAGAGUUUUACGACUUAGAGUCUGUGAAAACAGGCAAGGAGCCUGGAUUAAAAUAUCCCCCUACUCUCCCCAGAAAUGC